CUUCAUCCAACGGUCAGUAAUCUGGGGUCAGUAAUCAGCGAUCACUGCGCUUCCUGUGAGCUCGAGCUGGUGGUAGAGAGUGAGAGAGAGAGAUGGAGGGGAAGGAAGAAGAUGUGAGAUUGGGAGCCAACAAGUUCUCGGAGAGGCAGCCGAUCGGGACGGCGGCGCAGGGCGGGGACAAGGACUACAGGGAGCCGCCGCCGGCGCCCUUUCUCUUCGAGCCUGGCGAGCUGACGUCGUGGUCGUUCUACCGCGCGGGGAUCGCCGAGUUCGUGGCCACGUUUCUAUUCCUCUACAUCACCGUUCUGACGGUGAUGGGCGUCGUCAGGUCGCCGUCCAAGUGCUCCACCGUUGGCAUCCAAGGCAUCGCCUGGGCCUUCGGUGGCAUGAUCUUCGCCCUCGUCUACUGCACUGCCGGCAUCUCAGGGGGGCACAUUAAUCCGGCGGUUACGUUCGGGCUUCUGCUGGCGAGGAAGUUGUCGUUGACGAGGGCGGUGUUCUACAUGAUGAUGCAGUGCUUUGGGGCAAUAUGCGGCGCUGGAGUGGUGAAGGGUUUCCAGAAGAAUCCGUACGAGAUGCUGGGCGGCGGGGCCAACGUUGUCAAUCCCGGUUACACCAAAGGCGACGGCCUCGGAGCAGAGAUCGUCGGCACCUUCGUCCUCGUCUACACCGUCUUCUCCGCCACCGACGCCAAGCGCAGCGCCCGCGACUCCCAUGUCCCCAUACUGGCGCCAUUACCAAUUGGGUUCGCCGUGUUCUUGGUUCACCUGGCUACCAUCCCCAUCACCGGCACCGGCAUCAACCCGGCGAGAAGCCUUGGUGCAGCGAUCAUCUACAACAAGGACCACGCCUGGGACGACCACUGGAUCUUCUGGGUGGGGCCAUUCAUCGGGGCGGCGCUGGCAGCUCUGUACCACCAGGUGGUGAUCAGAGCCAUCCCCUUCAAGUCCAAGUGAUUGAUGAUCGAUUCCUAGCCGUUGAUUUAACUUCGCGUGUGUCCAUGUCCAUGUAGUGGUUGGUGGGGAUUCUAUCUGUCACUCUCGAGGGCCGUGCUUUUAGCGUUUCGAAAACAGAUGGGCCGCGGGCCUGGUUGGGGAGUUGGGGGCCCAGUCAGAAGUUGAGUGGGCCGUUUGUAAUGUGGAUUUGGUCAAUAAGACAGCGGCCGGAGCUGUUAUAUUUCUACUUAAUGGAUUUUGUCUCCUUUAUAAUAAUAGAUGGGUAUACAGUGCCAAAGUCA
Diospyros lotus (date-plum) is the source of this 1237-nucleotide messenger RNA. Its product is annotated as aquaporin PIP1-2. The transcript is spliced from 4 exons. The coding region runs from base 93 to 956 and encodes 287 amino acids. Gene Ontology annotation, biological process: transmembrane transport; response to water deprivation. Gene Ontology annotation, molecular function: water channel activity. The record is from RefSeq and is a predicted model, not a curated record. Gene Ontology annotation, cellular component: vacuole; plasma membrane; plasmodesma. NCBI's taxonomy places the organism in Eukaryota, Viridiplantae, Streptophyta, Magnoliopsida, Ericales, Ebenaceae.